Aplysia californica (California sea hare) is the source of this 3064-nucleotide messenger RNA. RefSeq names its product hillarin. NCBI's taxonomy places the organism in Eukaryota, Metazoa, Mollusca, Gastropoda, Aplysiida, Aplysiidae. The record is from RefSeq and is a predicted model, not a curated record.
UGACUCGCUGGGCCGUCCAAUGAAGUCACGGGAUUUAACCAGGAGCCAGGCGUGUCGGUUGGGCCUUACCUGCUGCUGCUGCGUCUGUACAGGUAAAAGUAGGUCAGCUAUUUGUGUCAUAUGUCACGACAUUCUGAAACAACAUGGCCGCUGGUGCGACGCGUUGAAAGAGUUGCCGUGUUAGACAAACACAGCCUGUGGAGGACCCCGCGACCAUCGCAGGCACAUAUCUUUGCGGUUUACCCCCACCGGAUUUGCAUGCGCUUAGUGUGUUGUUCAAAGGCCUUGUGUGUGUGUGCGUGUAUUCCCUUCGUGUGGGUAAUUCCACUACUCACUGCGAAUUAAGAAGAAAACAAGGAGAAAUUGAAACUAGCCUCAGUGUUUUAAUCUGGCCUAUCAUUGUGUUGUGUGACCAAAUUAGGACUUUAACCCACUUACUACCCCAGCGUAGAGUAUUUGUCUGGAGUGGUGUAGGGUGGCAGGGAAGAGUGUUGUGUUUUCCCCGCUGUUCACAGGGCCCAUCUGCUCGUGUUGUGAAGAUAUCCGAGGAGUAACGAGAGCCUAAACAUGUCCGUGUCUUCUGGAGGCUCGAGAGGGCCGGUCAAACCAAGGUCUCAUGGCGGAAGUAACAACAGUCUGGAACCGAAAGUAGCGAUUGUGGAAUCGUACGGCGAUGACCAGUCAUACAGGUACUCAUUCACCUACGAAAAGGCCACUCUAUAUGAGUUCAAGUACGAGAAGGCGCCGUACCCGGCGUCCAUCGACCCCUGCCAUAGAUGUAACAGGAGGGUUCCUAAACAUGACAUGGUGGAUGUGGGCGUUCUGUUCCACAAGCAAUGUUUCCGGUGCCGUAUCUGCGGUCUCCCUCUGACCAUCCAGAACUUCCAGCGCAAUGACGCAAACACGGCGGACCGAGAGAUCUACUGUCGUACUCACGUCGGCAAAAAUGUGGCUCAGAUCAAGAGCGGGGAGGUACCGCCCAUGGGCCUGGAGGGACCCAACACUGGGCCCGGGAAAAAGUACAUCUUCCAGUAUAGCGGCGUCCAGAAACCGGAGAUGAAGAGCUAUGAGGACUUUGAGAAUGCCAACGUGUUUGACGCGCAGCUUCUUCUAGAGGAGAGACACAGAGAGGAAGAGGAGCGACUGUUGAGGUGAAAGAAGAGAGACUGAAGACAGUCACUGAAAAAAUCGCCGUGGAGGAAAAGACGAGAAAUGGCAAAAUGAUUGACAGACAUUGCCACGAGAUGCUGACCCUGAUCGGGGAGAAGGACAGAGAGGUCGACCGGAUGUGCCUGUUUGACCACUCCAUGAGACCCCCGGCCGAGCCUCCGGAAGGCAAAAAGACGGUGCUCUACAAGUCUCCGGCGGUCUUUGAGCCUCUGGACCUGCGGGCUAUAGAUUUUGCCAACAAAGACUACGACAUGUUUACUCACCUCGUGCGGGACCUCACCAGGAACUGCAAGACGGAGCUGGAAAAGGCUAGGAUCCUGUUCCGUUGGGUCAUCGCCAAGGACAUCAAUAAGCACACGGUGAAUGAGAUAGUGAGGCCUCAUGCCAUGGACCGUCUGCUGAAGGGCGUCAAGAGUGGGAAGGAGACCUACCAUCAGCUGUACAAGAAGUUGUGCAGCUACGCGGGUCUGCACUGUGAGAUAGUGCUGGGCUACUCCAAGGGCGCCGGCUACAAACCGGGUAUGAGGAUGGACGGUCAGGCGUUCCGGAACUCCUGGACAGUGGUCAACAUUGACGGCAGCUGGCGAUUGGUCAACUGUACCUGGGGCGCUCGUCACGUCACUGGUCACAAGGACAACCUGCCGCAGAUGUACCACAAGUACGACGAGUUCUACUUCCUCACUGACCCCGAGGACCACAUCUACCAACACUACCCUGACGAGCCCAAGUGGCAGCUCCUGGAGAUCCCCCUCCCCUUUUCGGAAUUCCUCAACCUCCCAGUGGUCAAGUCCCCGUUCUUCAACUACGGCCUGAGGUUUUACUCCAACUACGGCGCUACCCUGACCACCCAGACAGGGAUGGUUGAGGUUCGCCUCCUCACGCCGAAAAUCCUCGGGUUUGGUUCGAUGUUGGAGCCAGUCAAUCGCCUCCCGAGUGAGCCGAGGCAGAUCGAAGGAAGAACUCUUCUCCGAUUCGUGAACAACGAAGCCAUCUUCACUAUAGCGCUUCCAGCGACAGGCUUUUAUUAUUUCUCCAUCUACACGGGCGACUACUGGAGGUCGGAGUGCUUAGAGAGCGCUUGUUCCUUCCUCGUCCACUGCAAAAACUUGACGGGCGCACCAUCCCCUCCUUACCCUCCUGUUCCGUUUUUCGGGCCAACCCCCGUGAUGGAGACACUGGGCAUCACGGCGGACAGUCACGUGGAUCCUCUGGUCGUCUGCAACAACGACUACAUCGAGAUCAACUUCCGGCUGAGCCGCGACAUCCGACUGACCCACACGUUCCAGUACUUUGACGUCAGCGACGGAGCCAUCAUGGACAUAGACCGCUACGUGUUUCUCCGCUCCCGAAACGAUAAAGGCGCCAACUACUUAAUCCGCUGCCCGCGUGAAGGGUUCUUCCUCUUCUCACUCUUCGCCGCCGAUCUCACCGGAGAUUCCAAAUCUCUGGACUGCGCUUUCCGCUACCUGGUGAUCUGCCAGGAACCGAGUCCGACAGUCGCCAAGUUCCCCAAGACCUACCAAAAGUGGCACCGCUGCUCCCUCCACGAGCCUCUGAGCGGGGAUCUGAACACGGACAAGCACGUCAUGUUCCGAAUGGACGUUCCACAGGCCCUGGAGGUGUUCGUGGUCAUCGAGGAGGUGUGGCAUCACCUGCGCCGUAAGGUGGGCUGUGCCUGGGAGGGUCAGGUGCACACGGGGUCAGUGUCCGGUACCGCCAAGGUCAUCGCUCGUUUUCAGGGCGAGACGAAGGAUCAGUCUCUGUUCUCUCACAUCUUGGACUAUGAGGUGGUGGAGGAUCAGGAGACGGAGAUUUGAGGAUUUGUUGGUUUGUUUGUGUGUGUGUGUUUGUGUGUGUGUGUGUGUGUGUGUGUGUGUGUGUGUGUGUGUGUGUG